AUGGCCGAAUCAGAAGCAGACAAGAUCCGUAACAAGCGCCUUGCCAAACUUGGUGGCUCAGGCCCGUCCUCACCAGCACCAUCGUCUCCAAGUGUCGAGACCCCGCCAGCCGCAUCUUCGUCCGCCUCACAAGACAAACAGGCAGAGCCCGCGGGCAACCCUUUCUCACAGCUGGGCGUCAAGCCCGAGACAAAGACGCCUGUCAAGAUCAACAUCACAUCUUCUGCUGCUCAGAAGCGGCCCAACGAUGACUCGCCUCAACCAAGAUCGCGCCCACAAGCCUCGGAAUCCCUUGAGAUCUGGGAAGACCGCCAACUCAGCCAAAUUUUCCGUCUUUCGCUGAAACCUGACGUCGUCCGAGACGCUUCCUCGCAACCUUUGUAUUACCUUGAGAGUGUGCGAGGAGACCUGCUCGAACAGGACGAGCCACUUCAGCUCAAGACAAGCCUGCUGGACCAGGCUCUCCCCGAAGCUGCCGGCCUCCUAAAGAACAUCACCCCACUGGACUAUUUGCUGGCAUGUUGGAAGCGUAUAUCCAAAGCUUGCCGAGGCAUGAGGAGUACAGAUACCGAGAACCCGAGAUUCAAGGUCUUGAUGGAGGCCAGACGACUCUGCAUGAGUUACUGCAUCUUUGCCAUUACCAUGCCUGAGAUGUUCGGCUUCGAGACUCCACCGGAGAACGCAUUAGCCAAGCAUCUCAUUGCAGAUCCCCACAGCGAUUCUGGUAUUGAUCACGACUUCCUUAACGAGGCCGUCUCGCGUUUUGAGGAGGACGAGUCAAUCAAGGAUGCUUUAGUUGGUGCUGUCGAACAGCUCAGCAGGCAACUGGCUGCAAUGUCUAUGAACGACAUAGAGUACAAGUACUAUCUCACUGCUCUAAGAAACCUCAUCCAGUUCCCGAAGAUUAUCGAGGCGAUCACCCAAUCACCCGCUUUCCUUCCUGAGGGUGUCGCGGCACAGGAUAUCGAGAUGGUCACCAUUCUAGGUCCCUUCUUCCGUCUCUCACCCCUACAGAAUGGCGUCGCGCAAAGCUUCUUCACCACUCCCAGGUCAAAAGACAGGGCUUACAUCGCCAAUACCCAACGUUCGCUCCGCAUGACACUUAACACCCACCAGGAAGAGCUUUUUGCUAUUGCUGAUAAGAUCGUCAAAUCUGGAAAGGAGCCACGCGAGAGGCUGCUGGAUUGGUUCGCCCGCUGCAUGAACACCAACCACAAACGUCGUGCUAUGAGAGUCGACGAAAAGACAACAUCUUCAGAUGGCUUCAUGAUCAACAUCACGAAUUGUCUUGACAGACUUUGUGACCCUUUCAUGGAUGCUGCUUUCAGCAAAAUUGAGAGAAUCGAUGUCAAUUACCUGCGAAGAAAUCCCAGAGUUGACAUCUCGGAUGAGACGAAGAUGAACGCAGAUCAGAAAACCUCUGAUGCCUUCUAUGAGCAGAAGGUUGAUGGCACCAACAACUUCAUCUCCGAAAUCUUCUUCCUCACUGUAGCGGCUCACCAUUACGGUACGGAGGCAGCCAGUAGCAGGAUGGAAAGCAUGCAGAAGCAAGUCAAGCACAUGGAGAAAGAGCUCGAGAGGUUCGAGGCCGACAGACACAAAUAUGCGCAUGAUCCUAGAUACGCCACCCGAUUCGAACAGCAUCUGCAGAAGUACAGAGACGAGGUCGACAGAGUGCACAGCGUUAUCCAUGCGACUACUGGUGUAUUGCUCGACGAAGUUUCUCAAGCAAGAUCUAUGCAGUUCAUGAGAUAUGUCAUCGUCUGGCUCUUGAGUCUAGCAUCGGGGCAGAAUCUUCCAAAGGAGAAGCUGCGCCUACCCCUACCGGAAGAGCAGCCUGAAGUUUUCAGAUGUCUUCCUGAAUACUUCCUUGAAGACGUUGUCGACAACUUUAAAUUCAUCACCCGCAACAUCCCUCACAUCAUCACUUCCACUCAGUGCGAGGAACUUGCCACUGUUUGCAUCACCUUCUUGCGCAACACGAAUUACAUCAAGAACCCUUACAUGAAGGCUGGACUGGUCACCAUUCUGUUCCAUGGUGUCUGGCCUUUUGGCGGCUUCUCUAAAGGUGUUCUUGGCGACCUUCUCAAUGGCUCUGAGUUCUGUCACAAGCAUUUGUUACAUGCACUGAUGCAGUUCUACAUCGAAUGUGAAAGCACUGGAACACACACAGCAUUCUACGAUAAGUUCAAUAUCCGAUACGAGAUCUUCCAAGUGUUCAAGAGUAUCUGGUCGAACCCUCUGUAUCGAGAGAAUCUCGGAAAAGAGGCGCAAGUCAACACUGAGUUUUUCGUUCGCUUCGUCAACCUUUUGCUGAACGAUGUGACAUAUGUCUUGGAUGAGGUGUUCGGAUCGUUCACCAAAAUCCACGACUUACAAGAAGAACUGAAGGCCCCUGCAGAGAGUAUGGAACAGGCGAUACGACAGGAGAAGGAAGAAGCGUUGGCCGAACAACAAGGCCGAGCCAAGUCCUACAUGGGCCUGACCAAAGAGACUGUUGCCAUGCUUACGCUGUUCACAGAUGCUCUUGCUGGUGCCUUUACUAUGCCAGAAAUCGUGCAACGUCUUGCAGACAUGUUGGACUACAACCUUGAUGCGAUGGUCGGACCUCGACGCCGUAAUCUCAAAGUGGACCAGCCUGAACAGUAUGGAUUCAAGCCUCGUGAACUGCUUUCGGAUCUGGUGGAUGUAUACCUAAACCUAGCACAUCGCGAGAGUUUCCGUCAGGCUAUUGCUCGUGAUGGACGCUCAUACAAGCCCUCCAACUUCGCAGAGGUGAUGCAACUUAUGGAGAGCUUUGGCAUGAAGUCUCCGGAGCAGAUUAAGCAAUUCACUGCCUUGACUGACGCCGUGGCACUGGUGCACGCCCAGGAAGUCAUGGCCGAAGAAGACCUCGGCGAGAUCCCAGACGAGCUCCUUGACCCCAUCAUGGGCUCGUUGAUGGAAGACCCUGUGCUACUGCCCAGCAGUAAACAGAUCGUCGACCGCAGCACCAUUCGUUCGCACUUGCUCUCAGACUCUACCGACCCAUUCAACCGUGUACCACUGGCUUUCGAGGAUGUGGUGCCAGCUGAAGAAAAGAAGCAGGAGAUCUUGGCAUUUAUCGAGAUGAAGAGGAAGGAGAAGGCUGCUAGUAGUGCUGGCGACCCGAUGGACACAAGUACAUGA
Messenger RNA from Aureobasidium uvarum, 3168 nucleotides. The record is from the annotation of a GenBank genome assembly. Lineage: Eukaryota; Fungi; Ascomycota; Dothideomycetes; Dothideales; Saccotheciaceae.